AUGAACAUGAGGUUCAGGAUGCGUAUGAGUUUUCUCGCCGUGAUCGGAGCCCUGCUUGGGGGGGACGCAAUCACAAGCUUCAACCCAACGGACCGAGAGUGUGGCGUCUAUUCUUUGAGUGGGGGCAUUAUAUCUGCAGAGGCAAUUCGAAUCAAGGUUUUACACUCAGGUUCCAAAGGAGAUGGAAGUGAGGGGGCAAAUCACCGAAGACAGCCUUCGGCAGACUCAGAUGCGGAUGAUGAGGGUGAAAGGUCUGAGGAUGAGCGAAAGAACCAAAGGCCGCUUAAGCGAAAGAACGCUGGUUAUUGGAAAAAAGGCGAUGAUGGCAGGACGCAGCGGGUGCCGAGACGUGAAAGGAACUAG
Neospora caninum is the source of this 363-nucleotide messenger RNA. RefSeq lists its product as hypothetical. Lineage: Eukaryota; Apicomplexa; Conoidasida; Eucoccidiorida; Sarcocystidae. Bases 1 to 363 code for a protein of 120 amino acids. The record is from RefSeq and is a predicted model, not a curated record. The transcript has a single exon.